GCAGGCCCUGCGCGCUGAGCAGGGGCGCCCGCGAAGGACGGGACAGGGGCGCCCCUCGUUCCGCUCCUGGAUGCGGAUCCCGCGGGCCCGCCUCUGCCCGGGGGACACUCACAGGCGAAGCCCCAGUCUCCCGCGCGGCCCUUCCACUUCCCGAGGCUGAGAGGUAUGAGCGGAUGGAGCUGGAGUCCGCGGGUUAAGGAAGCCAGAGCUAUCAUGUCAUGAGGAACUCAAGCAGCCCUGUGGAAAGGCUCAGAUGAUGAGGAACUGAGGCCUCCUGCCAACAGCCAUAUGAGUGAGCCAUAUUGGAAGUGGAUCCUGCAGCCCCAGUAAAGCCUUCAGGUGACUGUAGCUUGGGUGAUGCUGACUGAAACCUCAUGAGAGAUCCUGAGCAGAAUCACCCAGAUAAGCCACUCUCAGAUGACCCACAGAGACUAUGAGAUGGUAAAUGUUUAUUGUUUUAAUAUGUAACAGAGAGGCUGGAGAUUCAGUUUAACCCCUCCUCCAAGGAAGAAGAAGAAAUACCAGAAAUAGAUUGCCUGAGGACAGGCAGUUGCCUUCUUGGACGGGGAGGAGAUAAAUGAGAAGAUCUCUGGCCCUUGAGACCAUCUACCCUGUCACCAACCUAGGAUGGCUUAGUCUCUCAUUUCAAGUCUUGAGGGGCACCUCACGGUUGUUCCCUCCCGUCCCAGCCAUGUCUCCGAUGGAGCUGUCCAUUAUCCAUCACAGUUAAAGCCUAAUCAGCUCAAGACCAGCAGGAACAAGCCUGUAGUCUGACAAAAUCAGCCUCACGAUGAAUUAGCACCAGAGAGAUCAUUUUUACAGAAUGACAGCUCACUUCAAGAGCACAGAGUGAGGGCUCCAGAGGCCUCUGGGUCUGAGCUCUCCUGUUUGACCCCUGUACCCUGGGACUGUGAUGGUCACUCAGGCAAUGACAUUGACCCAUCUGUGGCCAGGAGCUCCUGUCUCCCCUUCUGCUCUUCUGUCCCAAGGUUUAAGUGACACUUCUCCAGAUGAAGGGUUAAUAGAGGACUUGACCAUAGAAGACAAAGCUGUGGAGCAACUGGCAGAAGGCUUGCUUUCUCACUACUUGCCAGAUCUGCAGAGAUCAAAACAAGCUCUCCAGGAACUCACACAGAACCAAGUUGUAUUAUUAGACACACUGGAACAAGAGAUUUCAAAAUUUAAAGAAUGUCAUUCUAUGUUGGAUAUUAAUGCUUUGUUCACUGAAGCUAAACACUAUCAUGCCAAGUUGGUGAAUAUAAGAAAGGAGAUGCUGAUGCUUCAUGAAAAGACAUCAAAGUUAAAAAAAAGAGCACUUAAACUGCAGCAGAAGAGGCAAAAAGAAGAGUUGGAAAGGGAGCAGCAACGGGAGAAGGAAUUUGAAAGAGAAAAGCAGUUAACUGCCAAACCAGCUAAAAGGAUGUGAGAAGUUGGAUGUUUGUGUCCUUCCUUCCCCUGUUCAUGUUCUGGAUUUAAGGUGACCCAGUGUAGACUGAAGUUAAGGUAGUGCCUUAUACCAUUGUGUUAUGUUUUGAAAUCCUUUUCCCAUGAGUGCUGUCUCUCUAUCUUCAUUUCAGCCAUUCAAGAAGCUUUUUUUCCUAAGUAGAAGACAUAAUAUCACUUGGUUUGGAUAUUUUAUAUGUAAUUUUUCAACUUUGUUUUGCUUUUUAAAAUUCAUUAUUUUGGCCUUAAGUCACUUAUAAACUGGAAAAUGGUUUAAUAGUCUAGACUAUAAGUGGUUAAAAAUUAGUAUGAAUUGUUUAGCUUCUUAAUAAGUGUGGAUUUAAAAGUUUCAGUUUCUCAUUUUAUGAAAUGAAUUGCCUUUCUGGCAAUACAGCGCUGGAUUUUGGCAGUUGCCUUUUCAUUGUUUGGUUGAGAAGAAUUGCCAGCUGUUUAAUCUCAUAUGCCACUGGAAAAGAGGUGGUAUAAGCCUUUGUGAAGAACAUGAUAGAAAAGUGUGUACACAGGAAAUAGUAGCAUCUUAGACAUAGGAUAGGUGAGCAAGAUGCCGUGUAGAUUCCACUAACCAUAUACUAUAUCUGCUUCCUAGCUUUGUUGUUGCUGUUUUUUCCUUAUGCUGCUUCUGGGUUCAAAGUAGAUUAUAUCUAUUCCUAAAGUUUGGCGGGGGUGGUGUAGCUUUCACACACUCAAAUGUGUUUAAAUGUUUAUAAUUCUUAGUAACAGUCAUCACACACUGUGAGAUACAAUUGUCAAGCUGAUAAGAUAAUGAACCCGGCUUUCCAAGUGGAAAGUCUUACUGCUAGUCCUAGCUAUCCUCUGAUUUGCUGUGUGGUCUUAACAUGUGGUUACUUUUUCUGUGCUUUUAAAAAAAAUUCUUAAGGUAGAAUGAUACAUACCAACUACCCAUUUUAUAGAUAAUGACAAGAAUGGUGGAAAAUUAGUAAAUAGCUUCUUCACAAAAGAGGCAGCAUGAUACCUUUAGUGUUUUCUAGAUCCCCCUCCCCCAAUAUUACAUGUAGAAAUUUAUUAUGUGAGGGAAAUAUUAUGAAGUUUCAUUGUUUUAAAUUGAGAGUGUAUUAUUCACUGUUUUAGUUUUACUUAAUAUCCAUGAUGUCCAAUCUCUUACAUAGAGACUGUACAGAUUAGAUUACAGAUUAUGAUUAGAAUGUGUAUCUUUUAUAAUCUACGUUACAUUUGGUAAGCUGGAAUCACUCACUACCUCUGAUCACAUAUCAGGCUAACCAAUGAUGGAGAAGGCAUUAGAUUUACGUCGAGUGCUAAGAACUGGUCUGUUUAAAGGUUUAAAAAAUUUGUUUGAAAACCUUUCCCUUCUUUAGUGAGUGAAUUAUUAUCUCACAAUUCUCUUGGUUUUGACCUUAUGUUUAAGAGUAUAAAUAUAUUUUAUUUUUAAAGGCUAUGUGUUGCCCUCAAACACUGGCUAAAACUCCUAGGGCAGGAUCAUUAGCACUGGCAGGACAGUGUCACCUAAACUGCUGAAUGUACUCAUUGAUAACCUGACAAAGGCUGUGCAUUGUUUCUUAGAGUGAUUUGUGGUGGCCAACUGCAAUGAUUGUUUAAAAUGCUGGUUCCUGGACACCACUCUCAAUCUAUUGAAGCAAAUCUGUUUGUUUUUCUCUUUUUUUCCUUUUUAAAAAGUUUCCUCAAGUGAUUCUGAUGUACCUUAUAAGUUGAGAACCGCUGGUCUAGUCAGAGGUUUCCACACUGGGCUGCAUAUUAGCACCUGGAAACUUUAAAAAAAUAUACUCUUGAAGAUUUUUACUCAUUAGUUCUUAGGUAGGGCCCAUGCACAUUUUAAAGAGCCCCCCAGAUAAGUCCAAUGCAAGGAACCACUGGUCUAGACUUUCUAGUGAUUUAUAUUUAUAAGGAGUGAAAUAGUUUGAAAGCUACCCAGUAACUCGUGGGAUUAAUCUUAUUAAAUAAAUUCUUAAACUGCUGCUUUUGAUAUAAAGUCAGAUUUAAGACUGAAAUAAAUAGCAGGCCGGAAAUAGGUAUAGAAUUCUGGUUAAUUGAACUUUUGUGACCUAUAUUUAAAUAAAUCAUGUUUAUUGAAUGAAUGGCAAGGCACAUGUACUUUUAGAAAUGUAUUACUUACAUUUUGAAGAUUUUUUAAAAUGUCAAGAAUAUAUAUUAGGAUCCACUAUUUUUAGGUCAAUUGUAAAUCAGAAGUACUGUUACUUUGGUAAUUAAAAUCUAAAACUUUAGCUGUAUCUCAGUAGCGUACAAACAUAUCUGACUAAAACUGAACAGAGCCCUUAUAAUUAGUCUUGCUGUAUUUUUGCACAAAAUUAUGAAUUGGUACUUGAGUUGAAAAAAAUUGCCUAUGGUGUUUGAGUUGAAAAAAAUUGCCUAUGGUGUUUGAGUUGAAAAAAAUUGCCUAUGGUGUUUGAGUUGAAAAAAAUUGCCUAUGGUGUUUGAGUUGAAAAAAAUUGCCUAUGGUGUUUGAGUUGAAAAAAAUUGCCUAUGGUGUUUGAGUUGAAAAAAAUUGCCUAUGGUGUUUGAGUUGAAAAAAAUUGCCUAUGGUGUUUGAGUUGAAAAAAAUUGCCUAUGGUGUUUGAGUUGAAAAAAAUUGCCUAUGGUGUUUGAGUUGAAAAAAAUUGCCUUUGUUUUGAAACUAUAUCAUAUAUGUACUGAACUAAAGUGAUGGGAGUUAAUUUUGUAUUUACUUUGUAGGAGGUAUCAUGUAAAUAUGCAGACGUUGAAUGUAGUAUGGAUUGUGUCCGCAGUGAAUUUUUGGGUGGAUACAGUUUAUAAAUAUGCCAAUUAUAUACCCUCAUAUACUUGUCUGAUUUUGAGCUUGUAAAAUGAGGACUCCUUUUUACACAUUUAAUAAAGAAAAGAAAGGUC
Molecule: messenger RNA, 4326 nt
Organism: Orcinus orca (killer whale)
Lineage: Eukaryota; Metazoa; Chordata; Mammalia; Artiodactyla; Delphinidae
Gene: BLOC1S6
Product: biogenesis of lysosomal organelles complex 1 subunit 6
Exons: 9
Coding region: 914-1426 (170 amino acids)
Biological process (GO): intracellular transport
Cellular component (GO): extrinsic component of membrane; BLOC-1 complex; transport vesicle
Source: RefSeq, a predicted model, not a curated record